Ipomoea nil (Japanese morning glory) is the source of this 621-nucleotide messenger RNA. RefSeq lists its product as uncharacterized. NCBI's taxonomy places the organism in Eukaryota, Viridiplantae, Streptophyta, Magnoliopsida, Solanales, Convolvulaceae. Gene Ontology annotation, molecular function: RNA-DNA hybrid ribonuclease activity; nucleic acid binding. The record is from RefSeq and is a predicted model, not a curated record. The transcript has 2 exons. Bases 1 to 621 code for a protein of 206 amino acids.
AUGGACUAUUGUUUUAACUCUUUGGAUGAUAUUACCCUCUGCAAGCUUAUUAUGAUUUGUUUACGUAUCUGGGAAGCUCGAAAUGAUAAGGUCUGGAACCAUCAUGUCACUUCUGCUGCUGCAGUGGUUGAUCAAGCCAACAUCUUCUUUCAGGAAUGGUCCAAUAUUAACUCUGAUAUUCAGGAUUCUACUACUGUAGUUGCUCACCCCACAAAAUGGACAAAACCCCCUCCUGAUUAUUUAAAGGUAAAUGUCGAUGCAGCUCUGGAUAGUAUCAACAUGCAAAUGGGGCUUGGUAUCGUUAUUAGGGACUCCAUGGGGGAGUUUGUUGCUGCUAGAAUGAUCCCUUGGACUGGCAGGGUGCAGCUGGAAUCAGAUUGCUUGCAACUUAUCACUGCUAUCCAAAACAACGAUCUUAUUUCCUCUUUUGGUCUUUUGGUUAAUGAUAUUAAGGAUGCAGUUGGAGAAUUUAUUGAUCUCAACUUUUCGUUUGUCAAACGGUCUGCGCAUAUGGUAGCCCACACUUUAGCUAGGAAUGCCAUUUCUAGGUUAGAUUGUUCGGACUGUUUUACGGUCCCUUUUCCUUUUUUAUCUCAUGUUCUGAACUCUAAUCGUUUUUAA